AUGUAAAUUCGUUAAGAGUAAGAAUAUAUAAUCAUUUAAGACCAGAUCUUGAUUGCGAAUCAAUUAAAAAUGCCCUUAGAAACAUAAACUAAAGACUCAACAAUCUUUAAAAAAUAAUACCACCUGAUAUCAUUGUAGAAAAGGAUCCAAAAAUACCUAAAUUGAAUUUAAAAAAAAUAGGAAUAAUUUAAGAAGAAAAUAAAUAAAUACAUUAAAAAGUGAUUACUAAUUUUGGAACUAACAAUUAGAACAUAAUAGAAUAAUAAAAUAAAGUUCCAUUUAAAAUGAGAAGUUAAUCAUUUAAUCAUCAUAUUGAAUCAACAUCAUUUGACAUUAAUUUUAAGGAAUUUCUUCCUUAAAAUAUAUACAAUACUAAUGUUUAAAUUGAGAAAACUCAACAUUAUAAUGAAUUUGAUAUUUAAAAAAGAAGUUAAGAAAUACUCAAUAAAUCAAACAAUAAUAAUAAAGAAAAUCUUAAAAUAUAAUGCCUUAAUCUUUUACCACCAACUAAAAUGACUUAGCCUAAAAUAUAAUAAAUUACUUAGUAUAACUAAUCAAAGAUAAAUACAACUCCAGUAAAAAUCAUAUCUAAGAAAUCCCAGCCUAAUUCACAAAUUAAUCAUUUUCAAAAUUAACAUCCUUUCAUUUAUCAAUAGUUAUAUGUACAGUAACCCAAUUAAUAAUAUGUGAAGUAUUAAAUUAAUAAGAUAAUAGAGUAAUAUAAAAUUAUGAAUCUUCCAAUGGCCCAAUUAUAUAAUAUAGAUAUUCUCAACAUAAUAAUUCUAGAUCUUCAUCAUUUCAUAACUUAGAGAACUAUUAAAUUGAAAAAAUAUGA
Molecule: messenger RNA, 835 nt
Organism: Paramecium pentaurelia
Lineage: Eukaryota; Ciliophora; Oligohymenophorea; Peniculida; Parameciidae
Source: the annotation of a GenBank genome assembly